UCACAGAAGAAGGUCACAGGCACGACAUUCAAGAUGGCCGCUCCCUUGUGUCAGUGUUAUCAGAUAUGUGUAAGAAGAGGUUUGGUGGCUUUUCCCUCUUCUUACCUGCUGCUGCCCAACAGACCCAACAUCUACAGGAUACAUGGGUCCCUCAGAAGAUCUCCACAGGUGCUUCAGUCCCCUCUUCUACAGGUGAGGUACCUGUCGGGGGAGAGGGGUGGCGGCGGCAGAAAAGGCUUUCUGGGGGAGUUUUUGGACAACCUUAAGCAGGAGCUAAACAAGAACAAGGAAAUGAAAGAAAACAUCAAGAAGUUCCGAGAAGAGGCCAAAAAACUGGAGGAGUCAGACGCGCUGAGACAAGCUCGAAGGAAAUACAAAAAUAUAGAGUCUGAAACAGUGAAGACCUCAGAGGUUCUCAGGAAGAAGUUAGGAAACAUUUCCGAGACGGUUAAAGAGGGACUAGAAGAAGUCAGUCGUACAGAAAUUGGGAAGAAAAUCAAAGAGGGAGUGGAAGAAGCAGCAAAAACAGCCAAGACCUCUGCAGAAAGUGUCUCUAAGAGUGGAGAGAAGCUGGGGAAGACCGGCGCGUUCAGAGCAAUUUCUCAGGGCAUGGAGAGUGUGAAGAAAGAGAUUGGUGAUCUGGGUCACACUGGUCCAUAUCGGCCUCCAGCCAGACUCCGGAAGAGGACCGAGUUCUCCUCCAAAGGGUCAGGAGACGACAGCAAAGUGUUUGAAGCCAACGAGGAGGCUAUGGGUGUGGUGCUCCACAAAGACUCCAAAUGGUACCAGCAGUGGAAGGACUUCAAGGACAACAACGUGGUCUUUAACAGGUUCUUUGAGAUGAAGAUGAAGUACGACGAGAGCGACAACGCCUUCAUCAGAGCAUCCCGCGCCGUCACCGACAAGAUGACCGACCUAAUAGGUGGGUUGUUUUCAAAGACUGAGAUGUCUGAGGUCCUAACAGAGAUUUUGAAGGUGGAUCCUUCUUUUGACAAAGACUCCUUUCUGAAGCAGUGUGAACAAGAUAUCAUCCCCAAUAUACUGGAGGCGAUGAUCAGAGGAGAGCUGGAGGUUCUGAAGGACUGGUGUUAUGAAGCGACGUACAGCCAACUUGCACAUCCAAUCCAGCAAGCCAAGGCCAUGGGGCUUCAGUUCCACUCCAAGAUCCUGGACAUUGACAACAUCGAUCUGGCCAUGGGGAAAAUGAUGGACCAGGGCCCGGUGCUGAUUAUCACCUUCCAGGCUCAGUUAGUCAUGGUGAUCCGAAACACCAAAGGAGACGUGGUGGAGGGAGACCCUGAUAAAGUUCUCAGGAUGAUGUACGUUUGGGCUCUGUGUCGAGACCAGGAGGAGCUGAACCCGUACGCCGCCUGGAGGCUGCUGGACAUCUCCGCCUCCAGCACCGAGCAGAUACUCUGAGACUCUUUGAUACGCACAGAAACACCCAGGGAGAGAACACCGUGCAGCGAACGGGCCUCGGACCGGGCUGGAGGGUUGGUUCUGGUGGGGAGAUGGACUGACGGGGAGUAGUGCUGCUAAACGCUAGCUGCUUCACUCUCGUUUGGUUUUUACUACGCUUGCUUUGGGUUCACUCACCGUGGGUUUCCUGACCAUUCCUCUGGCUCACACUAGGGGGCAGUAGAGCACCAACAACACUCACCACAGUCCUUCCUGCAUGAACGAGGAUGCUGCACGACUGCCAGUGUUAAAUGAUGAGUUGUUUCACAUAGCUAUUUUACUAUGAAUUUGAGAACAAUUGACAUGGAAAUCAUGGGAGUAGUUUUGUAACUUGGGGUUGGAGGUAGUUUCUUAAAGCUAAUAAGUCCAUCUCCUUCCUCUGGGAGGCAGUGUUUCCUUAGCGGUUGGUGCCAACCAGCGCUCUGCCAUCCUCAUCUUCAAGGCUCUCAGUCCUUGCUUGUAUGAUAAUCGUUUAAUUGUUAAACUGUGAGAAAGUCUAUAUUUAUUAUGAAGAAUAAAGAUGAACCCUGUUUCCACAUAA
Molecule: messenger RNA, 1999 nt
Organism: Amphiprion ocellaris (clown anemonefish)
Lineage: Eukaryota; Metazoa; Chordata; Actinopteri; Pomacentridae
Gene: timm44
Product: translocase of inner mitochondrial membrane 44 homolog (yeast)
Exons: 13
Coding region: 34-1419 (461 amino acids)
Biological process (GO): protein import into mitochondrial matrix
Cellular component (GO): mitochondrial inner membrane
Molecular function (GO): protein-folding chaperone binding
Source: RefSeq, a predicted model, not a curated record